Messenger RNA from Abrus precatorius (Indian licorice), 1499 nucleotides. RefSeq lists its product as uncharacterized. The record is from RefSeq and is a predicted model, not a curated record. Bases 29 to 1042 code for a protein of 337 amino acids. The transcript is spliced from 10 exons. NCBI's taxonomy places the organism in Eukaryota, Viridiplantae, Streptophyta, Magnoliopsida, Fabales, Fabaceae.
UUCACAAAGGUAAUCUAUCGCCGUGAGAAUGGGAAUCAACGUAAUCUAUGUCUCAGCUUCUCCUUCUAUAUAUUCGCCUUUUCCUAAUCCACAGGGUUCAUUGCAUCAAAAUUGGAAGCUUCGAAAGCACAAGCUGAACUUGAGGCUUUCACCGUUUCCUUUGAAUUCGAGUUGCAGCAGGAGGAGGACAACUUUCAUAUGUGCAGCCAAUCAAGAAGCUGAGGAAGCUUUUAAGAAGACUGUUGAAAUUGAUAGGCUCAUAGAUAUGCUUAGAGAAGCUAAUCCUCACCAGCUUCAGAAACUUGUUGUUGAAAAUAUCCUUGCUUUUAAUCCAAGCUUUUGGGUACGGCUUGCGGCAAGAACUGAUACUUGCAAGUCUGAGGAUGAUAAAAAAGAUUAUGAAGAAUUGGCUGCGACGGUCAUGAAUGUGGUGGAUCGUGUGGUGCAUAAGACUAACGAGAAGAUAGAGUCUGCCACAGAUGUCCUGAAGGGAGUACUAAAACCUGUGGUUGAUGAUGAAGGAGAGAUUCCCUGGCCUCCCAGAGAUCCUAGGGCACUCACAUUGAUGGAAAAGGAAAUAAGUCAAAGGGAGCAAGAAGGACAGUUGGACGAAGGGUUCCUUGCUGAAGUUAAUGCUCAGCUACGACAAGCAAAGGAAGAUGGUGAUAAACCUGGGCUCGAGGCUAUGUUGCAAAAAGUAUUGCAGCUCUAUGCUUCCAAAGUUCUCUCAAAACGUAGUUAUGCCAUGAAAGGGAAGGAAGUUUUGAAGGAUGAGCUGUUCCUUGAAAUCAUUAUCCAAGCUCCUGAACAAGAAUGGAACAAUAUUUUGAUCAACGGAUUGACAAUUGGUGCUGGGGAUAUUUCACCAGAGGAGCUCUUCACUGUCAUAAAGAAAAGAAUUGAGCGCAUUUUGAUUAGAACUGUGAGACAAAGCCAUACUCCUACAUUUGGUUCUUAUUCUUUCUCUGUGUUCUACUUAACUGAAGUUGUUCCUCUGAUUUAUCCAUACUCUUUCUCCUCACUGCAUACUGCUGAAAAAUAAAGGAGGGAGGUUCUUACCAACAGCGGAUUCUGACAGAGUAUCUGAAAGGCAUUGAAACCAGAGCAGAGGAGAUAAUUCAAGUGCUUCAGGGGAAACCAUAAGAGCAUUUUCUUCAUACCUGAAAUGGGCGUGGCAGUUGAAAUGUCAUAAGCCAUAACAAUGUUCUGCGUGAUGCUAGAAGUGGUUUGUUAUUUGUGGAGCAGAUCAAGCUAAUACACAAUGAGCUGGAGAAAUUUAGAUGAUCACAUCUUCAAGCAGGUACCGAUAUACCCACGCGGAUCGACCGGUUGGCUUUCAGAAUAGUAUCUUGGCUACUUUCAGCUAUCUUUACGCAGCAGGUUAAGUAGUUUCUCCUGUAGCCAAAAAUUGAAAGAAAAUAUACAAUAUUCUUGUAGUAUUGGAAUCUAGCAAAAUUAUAAAUCUUGCUGACCAGUGUUUAGGGACUGGUUAAAGAGCA